This is a messenger RNA of Botrytis byssoidea, 564 nucleotides long. RefSeq lists its product as uncharacterized. NCBI's taxonomy places the organism in Eukaryota, Fungi, Ascomycota, Leotiomycetes, Helotiales, Sclerotiniaceae. The transcript is spliced from 2 exons. Bases 1 to 564 code for a protein of 187 amino acids. The record is from RefSeq and is a predicted model, not a curated record.
AUGAUAUCCUCAUCUUGUACAGGAGCCAUCAGAUUUUCCCCUCUCACGCCGUCAAGUGAUAAUCUCGAUGAGGCUCAACUUGUUCAAUACAAUUAUCUGGCAAAUACUACAAAGGCUGUAUAUAAAAAUACUAUCGUCACAGAAGAUGCAGAUGGAUCACUGCAAGGACCGUUCAAUAUGCUGCUUUACACGCCAACGGUUGCACAGCCUUGGGUGAAUUUGCAAUUAGCCGUGGCUGGUCUGCUAGUCCCCAGCGAAGCUGAAUGUGCUAUUCUCGGCGUUUUAUCAGUCACCAAAGCGACAUAUGGAAUUUAUGCGCACAAGAUCUUGGCUGAGAAAGCAGGCUUAACAGCCUCGCAAGUUGCAGGCAUGCUAGCGGGAGACUGUCCAUCGAGCGUGACACCUCGUCAAAAGGCUGUCUACGAAAUCGCCGUGAAACUAGCUCAGACUAGAGGAACGUUAGAUAUGCCGUCGUUCAAGGCUUCUGAGGCUGUGCUGGGACAGGCGGGGAUUCUUGGGGCCAUUCAGCAGUCUGCUGCGUUUAUGUAUGCUUCGAUAGAAUAA